Drosophila suzukii is the source of this 2234-nucleotide messenger RNA. The record is from RefSeq and is a predicted model, not a curated record. NCBI's taxonomy places the organism in Eukaryota, Metazoa, Arthropoda, Insecta, Diptera, Drosophilidae.
GCCCGAGUAAUUCCUUGGGCGGCUUGCUGCAGGUGGCAGCUCCUCCCAUACCAUCCCAUCCCGCUCCCAGCGGCGUAUGUAGAACGAUUUUAUGUUUAUGCUGGCUAACAAUGGCUGCCUUUGUUGUAGCUCGCCGCGCUCCCCAAAAAGAAAAGCGAAGGAAAAGGCAGGCGAGCGACAACCACUGGUGGCUAGUAGUCAGUCAGUCUGUGCUCUGCCCUGGCCAGCGGCAGACGGAACCGUGCCGCCGCGAUCUGAUCCCAUACGUUUCGAUCAAAAGAACCCAUAAACCCGAACAUCGCGCUCUUUUAUUUCAAAUUUUUGUUCGCUUCACGGGCAGUUUUGCCAUUAAUUUCGACUGUUAUCGCUGGUAGAGUAACGAAAUUUUAUUUUAGACGAGCCGGGCAGCUCGUAAAACUCAACACACAUCAUUCAUAAGCAUUCAGCUUGCGGCCAGGCCAGAGAUCUCCGUUGCAUUGCUGCAGCUUUAAUGGUAAACACCGAGUGGAUCGCUCUUAUAUAACGAUAAAUCAGGAUACCUGACAAGAUGUUAACACUGUCUGACAGUUUAUGAGGUGUAUAAGGAACGUGCGUUGUUCCAUGUGCGUGUGGAUUGCCCCUUGCCAACGUCCAGAGAGCCCUAGGAGGGGAGCGUGAUCCGGAACCGGAACCUGCGCAAGAAUGAAGCGCGACGUGUCCACGUCGACCAUCGGUCGGGAUGAGGCUCGCCGUCCCCUGAUGGAGGCCUACAUGUUUCAGCGGCGGGUGCUGCUCGGCUGCAGCCUGCUCAUGGUGGUGUCCCUGCUGAUCUGGAUAGUGGCCAUCUCGACCGAUCACUGGAUCAUCAUAUCCGGCGGAAAGGGCAUUUUCAUCCCGGAGUCGCGGCGCUUCUUCAUGUCCUCGCACUCGGGAUUGUGGCGCCACUGCCGCAACACCAUAGUACCGAAUGCCAUUGGCAAUGCCCCGGUGGUGCGUAACUUCAGCUCCAUGUCGUACACCUCGCAGACGAAUAUCAACGAGGCGAAGCGGAAUCUCUCGCACAUGGACUUCAUCAAGCAGUUCGCCCAGGAGAAGUUGGAGCCGGCGGACAACUUCACGGAAUCGGCGCGUCGCCACAUGUUUGCCCACUGGGUGCGAGGGGAGGACGAAGAGUUCCAGACGCUGCGCAAUGCCUUCCGCGCCCUGGUGAUGAACACCGAGGAGAACCAGCGGCAGUUCAAUGCCACAGCGAUAAAGCCAAUACCCAUCAAUCCUCUGGAUGUCCAAGGGAUUAUAGAGAGGAAAACAUUUGGAUCGGCACUGCAGCGGGUUAAGUACAACAACACCUGGUCGUACUAUGUGAUCCCCGAGGUGGCCCAACUGGCCAUUUUCAGCAACUGGACGGAUUUCCCACUGGUGGUCCGACUGUUGGGCACCUACAUUCGGGAUAUCAACAUCCCUGCCUAUGUUCUGAACGACGAGCGGGUGAUCCUCAUCCUUGUGCCUCCAUUGCCGCCCAAAAGGGGCCAGCCCGCCUACUACACCUAUAUACCGAAUCAGCGCUGCAAGUACAUCGACAUGUUCCCCAACUCCAAUGCCCUGCGCACUGAGCCCGGCUUCGAUGACGAACUAUUGGUCGCUUGGUAUUCCCUUUCAGACUACAUCCGGACGCAGGCGUCCUUUGCCUGCAUAACUCUGUUCGUGAUGAGCCUGGGCGCCGUCUUCUCGUUCUACACGUUCAUGAAUCCCCGCUACAUGUUCAAGCGCCUGGCAGGUGGCAUCCACCUGGUGGCAGCCUCCACGGCUCUUGUGGUGCUCCAGGUACUCUUCUCCUCGAUUGACUACACUAAGGAGCAUCUCUUCUACGCCUAUCCUGACGGAGCGGAGCUAACCUAUGGCUACGGCGUCUACUUGGCCUGGUUCACCUUCGUGGACAACAUUCUUUGCGGUGUUAUGUUCCUCUGGUACUCGGGCAAGAAGAAGGGCGCCAAGGCGCCCAACGACGAGGUGGCCAUGGCCGAUGAGCCCACCAUCAUGGGCAGGUAACUGAAGCUGCCACGAUGACCGGGUAUAUUUUCUGGGGGAUUCCUAAUCCCUCCUGCGACCAAAGACCAAAGCAACCGGCAAACUCGCCGCCGUUGCUUUUCAUUUCACUUUUGUUAAUUGUUGUUUUCUAAUGGCUGUACUUAAAAUGUUCGCUUUAUAACUACAUUUAAGAAUCUCAAGGCAAUAAACGAAUUUUUUUCAGUCACUAA